CCCAGCUCCCCUCGAGUCCUCUCCUCUCUUCUCCGCUCCAACCCCAUGGCUCUCGUCCGCCAGCGCCGCCACCUACCUCACCUCACCCUCCCGCUCGACCACUUCGCCCUCCGCCCGCCGCCGCCGCCGCAGCAGCAGCAGCAGUCCGCAGUCGCGCCGCCGUCCACCUCGUCUGAUGUACGCCUCUCCGACUUCGAGAGGAUCUCCGUCCUCGGCCACGGCAACGGAGGGACCGUGUACAAGGCGCGCCACCGCCGGGGGUGCCCCGCGCAGCCGAUCGCGCUCAAGCUCUUCGCCUCCGGGGACCUCUCCGCGAGGCGCGAGGCCGAGAUACUCAAGCUCGCGGCCGAUGCCCCGCACGUUGUGAGGCUCCACGCGGUGGUCCCGUCGGCCGCCGGUGGGGUGGAGGAGCCUGCCGCGCUGGCGCUCGAACUCAUGCCCGGGGGGUCACUCACCGGGCUGCUCCGCGGCCUCGGCCGGCCGAUGGGGGAGCGCCCCAUCGCCGCCGUGGCGAGGCAGGCGCUCCUCGGGCUCGAGGCCCUGCACGCGCUCCGCAUCGUGCACCGCGACCUCAAGCCGUCGAACCUGCUCCUCGGCGCCAACGGCGAGGUCAAGAUCGCCGACUUCGGCGCGGGCAAGGUCCUGCGGCGGCGGCUCGACCCCUGCGCCUCCUACGUCGGGACGGCGGCCUACAUGUCCCCGGAGAGGUUCGACCCGGAGGCGUACUCCGGCGACUACGACCCGUACGCCGCGGAUGUGUGGAGCCUCGGGGUAGCGAUCCUUGAGCUGUACCUGGGCCAUUUCCCUCUUCUCCCCGUGGGGCAGCGCCCCGACUGGGCGGCGCUGAUGUGCGCCAUAUGCUUCGGCGAGGCGCCGGAGCUGCCUGCCGCGGCGUCGGAGGAAUUCCGGGACUUCGUGGCCCGGUGCCUCGAGAAGAAGGCCGGCCGGCGCGCGUCGGUCGCCGAGCUGCUCGAGCACCCGUUCGUGGCCGAGCGGGACGCCGCCGAUGCGCAGCGCUCCCUCGCCGCGCUCGUCGCCGAGGCCGAGCAGGGCGGCGAUCUAUAGACAAUCGAACCGCCGCUUGAUAGCUCUGGAGAUUUAGGAGCUAGUCAGAGAUGACGUGUACAUAACCUCUGCAACGUGGACGAACAAACUGUCCCGUGUGGCGUUUUUUCUUUUCAACUUUCGAGGAUUUGUUCGUUUUUUAGUUCUCUCUUGGCCAAAUUGUAAGACGCAAUUUUGUG
Oryza brachyantha (malo sina) is the source of this 1244-nucleotide messenger RNA. RefSeq names its product mitogen-activated protein kinase kinase 9-like. The record is from RefSeq and is a predicted model, not a curated record. The coding region runs from base 46 to 1065 and encodes 339 amino acids. The transcript has a single exon. Gene Ontology annotation, molecular function: ATP binding; protein serine/threonine kinase activity. Lineage: Eukaryota; Viridiplantae; Streptophyta; Magnoliopsida; Poales; Poaceae. Gene Ontology annotation, cellular component: cytoplasm. Gene Ontology annotation, biological process: protein phosphorylation.